This is a messenger RNA of Verticillium nonalfalfae, 1248 nucleotides long. RefSeq lists its product as uncharacterized. The transcript is spliced from 3 exons. Bases 1 to 1248 code for a protein of 415 amino acids. NCBI's taxonomy places the organism in Eukaryota, Fungi, Ascomycota, Sordariomycetes, Glomerellales, Plectosphaerellaceae. The record is from RefSeq and is a predicted model, not a curated record.
AUGUCUCAGCCGGCCAUGAUGCAGGCCAUCGAGGAGGAAGCCCAGCCUGCUCAGCACGGGGACUUUCGUGAUGAUGCCGCCGAAGAGAGCCAGCCGUACCCUGGAUUAUUUUCCCAGGACACUAUGCCUGCCAUUAUCGAAUCAUUGGUGAUCGACGAUGUCGUUUCUGACGACGGAAAACAAACAAGCCCAGAGCAAAGAGGAGCAGCAAACGAUUAUCGAGGCCAUCGACGACAGCGAUCCUCCGCGAGCAGCCAGAGCAAGAUUAUGACGGCCCAGGAGUUUGAGAUGUACCGACGGGCGAAGAUGAUGCACCAGCACGAACUGGACGACGAAAGCGAUUACUCGCAAGACGAGAACGACCUUGACGACGUGGAUGAAAGGCAAACGAAACAAGAGGCGUUCCAACACAGGGAUCGCCAACAAGCGUACAUCGCCGAGCAGCGGUACAACAGGCGAAAAGUAUCAGGGGGUGGAGGUGUCGGGCAGCCAGACACGGGAGCCCGCCCCGAGUCACCGGCCGUCGCAGAUGCAUCGGUCGAGACGUGGCUGUCGGCGUGUUCCAAGCGGCAGUCGAGCAGCGACAAGACGCUUGCUGACCAGGUCAAUGCUGCGCCAGCGGAUCAAGAUGAUGAGGACGUCCCAGUCGCCUUGCUCCUCAAAGCAAGAGGCGCAAAGAAAAACGAAGGACACCAGAAGGAAAGGAGCCCGCAGAAUACGCUUCGUCCCCCGAGGCCACACACCCGAGCAUCGAGCCGACAACUCGCCACUCCCUCGCCGCCGCAACCGCGAGCUCCCACGCGGUCUGUCACACCAUCCCCAGGGCUCACCGCGACAGGCCAUCAGUACGGCCACACGAUGCACAUGAACAACUCGUCGCAAAUCUCCUUGCAAAGGCCUCACAUGCCGAGGCCGCACACAUCCGGCGGGCUGGUCAGUCGGAUCGAAACCCUCGAGAGCCCCAGUCCCUGGAACAAGCGCCGUACUGAACAAGACCCCUGGCUGAGCGCUCCUCUGAACCCACACCGGUUCUAUGGCAGGGAGACGACUCCGCCGCCGCAGCAGUACCCCAUGAUGAUGGGGAAUCAAUUUUUCCCAAUGCAAGUCGCGCAGCCGCAGUAUCCUGUCAUGAUGGGUGGACAAUUUCCUCCACCCCAGAUGCAGCAGCAGCAGCAGCAGCAGCAAUAUCCGAUGAUGAUGGGUGGACAGUUCAUGGCACCACAAUAUCAGCAGCGACCACUUUAUUAG